AUGUCUCUCCUGAUAGUCUUUCUUUCUUUCUUUCUUUCUUUCUUUCUUUUUUUCUUUCUUUCUUUACAAUGUGGGUCUUUAUUUUUCUUCUAUUCUCAGUAUACCUCUUUAUUUUCCUUCCUUCCUUCCUUCCUUCCUUCCUUCCUUCCUUCCUUCCUUUCUUUAUUUAUUUACAAUGUGCGUCUUUUUUUCUUCUAUUCUCAGUAUACGUCUUUAUUUUCCUUCCUUCCUUCCUUCCUUCCUUCCUUUCUUUCUUCUUCACAUUAUUCGUCUUUAUUCUCCGUUCCUCAAUAUUCGUCUUCAUUUUUCUUUUUUAGUCAGUAUUCGUCUUUCUUUCUUUCUUUCUUUACAGUCUUAUUUAUUUUUCUUUUAUUCUCAAUAUUCGUCUUUCUUUUCCAUCUUUUUUUCUUUCUUUCUUUUUUCUCAAUGUUCUUCUUUAUUUUUCUAUUAUUGUCAAUAUUCGUCUUUCUUUUUCUUCUUCCUUUUUUCUUUCUUUUUUUCUUUCUUCCCAAUGUUCGUCUUUAUUUAUCUGUUAUUCUCAAUAUACGUCUUUCUUUUCUUUAUUUUUUUCUUUCUUCCCAAUUUUCGUCUUCAUUUUUUUAUUUUGCUUUUAGUGUUCAUUUCUCUCUUUCUUUCUUUCUCUCUCUCUCUUUUCUUUUCUUUUUCUUUUUCUUUUUAAUAUUCAUCUUUCUUUCUUCUAUGAAUAUUUGUCUCUCUUCUAAUGUUAGUUUUUCUUUUCCUCUUAAUGUACGUCUUUCUUUCUUUCUUUAUCUAUUUCUUUUUCACCGUGCCAAUAUUCACUUUGAUGUCUAUCUUUUUCUUCCUACUUUUCUUUCUUCCUCUUUCAUUGCUCGAAAAUAA
Messenger RNA from Acanthosepion pharaonis, 861 nucleotides. NCBI's taxonomy places the organism in Eukaryota, Metazoa, Mollusca, Cephalopoda, Sepiida, Sepiidae. The record is from the annotation of a GenBank genome assembly.